This is a messenger RNA of Suillus subaureus, 1412 nucleotides long. RefSeq names its product WD40-repeat-containing domain protein. The record is from RefSeq and is a predicted model, not a curated record. The transcript has 5 exons. The coding region runs from base 314 to 1249 and encodes 311 amino acids. Lineage: Eukaryota; Fungi; Basidiomycota; Agaricomycetes; Boletales; Suillaceae. Gene Ontology annotation, molecular function: protein binding.
GAAUGAUGAUGCUGUGAAUCAACUUUUCUGAAGAAAUGUUGUCCCCACGUGAUCCGACGGUUCUUCCCGGGAAGCCAAAUUUUGCAGCAAGUUAUAGCAAAUUCACCGCUUACUUCGUUCCGAAAGCGGUCCAAAGACACUAACACAAGUGACCUUGUCCAUAGGAUGCAAGGUAGCCACGAUGCGCGAUGCUCAACACGUGUAGGCUGUGCAAACAUGCAGUAUCGAAUAUGCAGCCCGUGCUGGUCGGAUGACUGUCUUAUAGACGGGCGGUCGAUUACCAGUUGGCUUCCAAGAGACCCCAACAAUCACGAUGGAACGACCAAGGUUCAGAAGAUCAAGACGAAUGAGAAAUACCGAAGACCAACCACGGCGAACUGCUGUCCCACCGCGAGGACGGCCUACUCCAACCCACCCCAAAGAGACAAACGUAAUACGAUUGCCUGAAGGAAGUGGCUUGGGGAGAUUUACCCUGGAUGUUGGAGGUCCUCUUAAUGCGGUGACGAGUGUCUGUUGGUCGAGAAACGGAGAACAAAUGUUCUCAGGUUCUCGAGAUGGAACGAUCCGGGUUUGGUCGUCAGGGACCGGAGCCCAAGUCGCUCUCCUUCAGGGACACACCAACACGGUUCACGCCAUCGCAAUAUCUUUUGAUGGGCGCUUCAUUGCGAGCGCAUCCUCUGAUUGUACUGUUCGCCUGUGGAGCGUGCGCACUUAUGAAGCAGUCAGCCCGCCCUUCGAGCAUGCCGACGAACUCUAUUGCGUCACAUUCUCCCCUGACCGUAAGCGCGUCGCAUGUGGCGGGAAAGAUACCAAGGUGUAUUUGUGGGAUAUAGAGCCAUACACUAAACCAGAAGCUGGUAUCACGGGUAGCUGUGAACCAGCUCUGGAAUUGCCGCUGGCACCCUCAGAUGAAGAUGUCCUUAACGAACUUUUGAUACAGGAGGUAGGGAAACAUAUUGCUUAUGCUUUCAAUACUCAUAACCAGCUGCAGGUCGCUGGCUUCCUUCCCCCGUUGGCGCUCCAGAAUGGAGUUCCAUCCGAUCUGAAUGUUCCCUCAGCGUUUACUGAGAAUUGGCCCAGCAACGAGAUUAACAAUACUCCUGAAGACUCGGACCAACCAGAGGAGUCUCCUGAAGUCCUUCCUAGCCCGAUACCUCCCUCAUCCUCAUCCAAGCGUCGUUUCUUGGAUAGACUACCACUAUUUCGUCGUCGAAACGAUGCCGAUAAUUGUGGUGCCGCGAAUUCGUAGGUAUAUCUGCCGCAUCACAUGAGUAAUCAUUCAUGAUUUCCAGGGUCCUGGCGAAAGGAUGAUGAUAUCUGAAUAUAUUCUUCGUUUCUGAUAUAUCCCAUAGAGAUUGUGUGACUCACAAACAGACCAAGUUGCAUUAACAAUAUCGUUCGACUGCAACCUC